This is a messenger RNA of Geodia barretti, 2692 nucleotides long. The record is from the annotation of a GenBank genome assembly. Lineage: Eukaryota; Metazoa; Porifera; Demospongiae; Tetractinellida; Geodiidae.
GUUUUGAGAGUGUGAAAUGUCGAAAUUGUUUGUUCCAGAGCUAGCGAGCGCAGCUAGAGGGGCGGAGGACAAUGUCUGCCUCUCGAGGCCUAUCCUUGUGGAGGCUUGCUAGAGCGGCUCCCAGAACCGUGUCAUUAGCAAAGCCGAGCUAUUCAGCUCCGCGUGUUCUGCCUCUUGCUACUCAAACCCUCACCUACCCAAGUCCUCGGAGGCUGCUCUCCAGCCAGACCAACUCAGAUCCUCCUGGGUUUGGUUCCAUACCGCCACGUCAAGAACCAGAAUCGAACCAAGUCUCUGCAGAGAUACCGGACUCAGAUGCAACUGAUGAUGCAACGUCUGACCCGGAACUGACCUCUGACCCUGAAAUGACCUCUGACUCAGACUCGUCGUGGUCUGAGAGCUCUGAACUGGACGAGCCCAGCGUUGUGCUGGAGGCUGCACUGGGGCGCGUCCCAGCUCUCGGGUGGACACCGGCAGCUCUGGAAGAAGGGGCCAGGGACAUGGGUCUCACUCACGUCGUCGAGGACAUGUUCCCAAGGGGAGGGGGAGAGCUGGUGGACUAUUUUGAUACGGUGUGUAACUCGGAUCUGGUGGAAUUCCUCAAACAGAGAGCUGAGGAAGAUGGUGUGAAGCUAUUGGAAGAGGCCGUGGAGCACAGACUCAGGAUGAUCAUCCCUCACGUCAACAACUGGCCUCAGGCGAUGGCUCUAAAGGCGUUCCCAGUCAAUGCCCCGACAGCCCUGGAGAACCUGGGACUGCUGGUAGACGACAUGUGGUACUAUGCAGGAGACAGGUCCACUGACUUCUCCUGGUACACCAAGAGGGGCCUCCUGGCCACCAUUUACACCUCUACUGAGGUCUUCAUGGUGCAGGACACUUCGGUCGACUUCCAGGAGACGUGGAAGUUCCUUCAUCGCAGAAUGGAAGACGCCAACACCUUUGGCAAAGCUUCAAAGGAGUUCCAAGGUCUUGUGUCUGGAGGGGUGGACACAUUCUCUGCUGGACUGAAUGCUGCUCUGAAUGCAUGUGGGAUGAAAGGCCGAUGAUUUUUCGUUCUACGGCUGACGUUACAACAUUAUAGUCAAUGUGGCUGUGUACUGUAGCACCUUGUUCCCCCAAUUUCCCCUGCACUGCUGGAUUUUUUUGAACCUCUUACUUUUUAUGUGCAAAACUGUGAGUUUGCUGACUAGUAACGCACCAGAGAGAGACUGUUUUGUUAAAAAUAAUGUUCUUGAGAAUAAUUGUACAUGUAUGUAUACAGUAAUACAAUGAUUAACAUCAGUAUAAAGAUUCAGAAAGAGAAAUGGAAACAUUGUGACAUACAAACACACACAAAAGGUAAACGACAACACUACAAUUUUAGUUUCCCUCACAGAAUCAUGCAUUCUGGCACAACCACUCGGGAUUAUAUUAUUAAGUAUACAACACAUUGACCUAGAUAGACAGAGGGAUAGUGGGAGGCAGUGCACAUACACAACCAUAGCUAUCCCUCCUGUCCAAAGUCACUCGUGAAGUCUUCAAACCGUUUCAAAUCGUCCGAAUUUACCGUGGGGCGGUUGUUUUGUAGCGCCUUGAGAAAAUCUGAGAUGGUGAGCGCAGGCUCCUUUAGCUUGUCGCUUUGUAUGGACAUCCAGUUCAGCUCGGUCGCUCCGGGUUCGCGAGGACCGCACGGAGUCCAAAGGUCGUUUACUAUCUCUUCGGGGUUCUGGGGGUUUUGGCCGGUCACCUGCUUGAAGUGGGUGGCAGUUUGGACCUUCCGUAUUGGCAUCAUUAGAGCGUCUCGGACUACGAUACCAAUGUCUGCACCAGAGUAGCCGUCGGUACGCCGGGCCAGCUGCGUGAAGUCAUUUGGUGUCAGAGCGUGCGCCGUGUUGCCUAUGUGUAUCUCGAAUAUGCGUCGUCGUGGUGACUCCUCGGGGAGCGGGAUGUAGAUGCGUUUCUCGAAGCGACGUCGGAUGGCGGCGUCGAGCCCCCAGGGGAUAUUUGUGGCCCCCAGAACGAGGAUUCCGUCGUUGUCCACCCCGACCCCCUGCAUCUGGACCAGGAACUCUGUCUUGAUGCGGCGAGUGGCGUCGUUUUCUGAGUCCGACCGCGAACUGCAGAGGGAGUCAACUUCGUCGAUGAAGAUGAUGGCUGGUUUGUUGGUCCGCGCCAACUCAAAGAGAUUCUUCACGAGUCUCUCGCUCUCCCCGAGCCACUUGGAGACGAGGUCAGAGGAGGAGAUGGAGAAGAAGGUGGAGUCGGCCUCCGUCGCGACUGCCUUGGCUAGAUAGGACUUCCCCGUGCCUGGAGGCCCAUAGAGAAGGAUGCCUCUCCAGGGCUUUCUCUUCCCCGUGAACAGGUGAGGGAACUUGACCGGCAUUAUGACCGUCUCUUUAAGUGCGUCCUUGCAAACGUUGAGACCGGCGAUGUCGUCCCAGCGGACAUUGGGCUUCUCUGCCACUAUCGCUCCUGCAGCAACAGUGGGGGGACAAAUGCACAUCACAUACAUCGUUUGUCAAACUUUGCUGUUUCUGUUUCAGCGAUGAUAAUUGCUAAAGUUACCCCACAAUUCUGUGGCCGACCCCGACAUCUCUGAAGUCUCCUCCUGGGUAGAGAGGAUCUUUGGAAGAACGGAGAGGUGCGUAGGAGAAAGCGGCUCUCAACUGCUCUGUGUAUCCGGAUCCGUUCGCUGUUCGUUUAUUAUGUCAUG